AUGGGCGCGGAAGUGAUUAGAAGAGAAAGAGAAGAGAAGAGAUGGGUGGUGGAGUCAGAAGAGGAGGAUGUUGGAGUGGUUUUGCGCGACCGCUCUGGAAGGCGGAAGGCAGUCAAAUGUCAACGGGGUCGAUCGGGGAGAGUACGGAGUGCUGCGUACAGUACGCUACAGGGUGUUGAGGCAAAAAGUCAGGCAGGCGCGGGUCUUGGUCUUGGUUCGAAGUUCGGAGGGCCAGCCAGGGGAGCAGGACAGUCCAGGACUUUAGUCGCAGCGAUGUGCAGGGGAAAAGCGACGGAAAAGCUUUAG
Glarea lozoyensis ATCC 20868 is the source of this 306-nucleotide messenger RNA. RefSeq lists its product as uncharacterized. The record is from RefSeq and is a predicted model, not a curated record. Bases 1 to 306 code for a protein of 101 amino acids. The transcript has a single exon. Lineage: Eukaryota; Fungi; Ascomycota; Leotiomycetes; Helotiales; Helotiaceae.